Strongylocentrotus purpuratus (purple sea urchin) is the source of this 1776-nucleotide messenger RNA. Its product is annotated as cystine/glutamate transporter. The transcript has 11 exons. Gene Ontology annotation, biological process: amino acid transmembrane transport. Lineage: Eukaryota; Metazoa; Echinodermata; Echinoidea; Camarodonta; Strongylocentrotidae. Gene Ontology annotation, cellular component: membrane. The record is from RefSeq and is a predicted model, not a curated record. Bases 95 to 1564 code for a protein of 489 amino acids. Gene Ontology annotation, molecular function: L-amino acid transmembrane transporter activity.
UGGGUGCAGUUCGCUAAGGAUAGUAUUUCCCAUAUUACAUUGUGAGCUCGUAUUAAGACGACAACAGAAACUUGUAGUACCAGUAUAUAACGCGAUGACCAGCAGGAAUGGUGUUGCUGGUGAUCAUGACGAUGGAAAGGGUAACGACGAACAUAGCGACAAGGUUGCCAUACCAAGACAUCUGGGCCUUUUCGGCUGCAUCUGGCAUCUCGUUGGUCUAAUAAUUGGCACAGGCAUCUUUAUCUCUCCGACUGGUGUCCUUCGAGGUGCAGGAGGUUCGGUGGGUCUCUCCUUCAUCCUAUGGAUAGUAUGCGCCAUCAUCCAGACGUGUGGCGCCCUCUCGAUGGCCGAGCUUGCUGUCAUCAUGAAGAAGUCAGGAGGGGACUUCACCUUCAUCCUCCAGGCCUGGGGACCCCUGAUGGCUUUCAUCCGCCUCUGGGUGCUCGAAAUGAUCAUCGUACCUAGCGGCGGAGCAGUCAUGAUAAUGACCAUCUCAAGCUACCUGCUGACACCAUUCUUCCAGUGCGAGGAAACUCCUGUCGUGUCUCUGCGACUCCUCGGUGUCUUCUUUCUCCUCUUCAUCGUGGUAAUCAACUGUAUCAGCGUUCGUCUGGCAUCCAAGUUGGCCGGUGUACUCAGCAUUACAAAGAUAGUCGGUCUAGUCAUCAUCAUCAUAACUGGGCUACAUAACCUGACAAAAGGUAAGACAGAACAUUUUGAUGACUCCUUCGACGUGGCGUCUUAUGAUAUCUCUCUCCUUCCCACUGGACUGCUGUCUGGGUUAUGGGCGUAUAGCGGCUGGAGUGUUGUCACCUCAAUCUCUGAGGAAGUAAAGAAUCCGGCACGGAACAUCCCACUGAGUAUCGUCAUCUCGAUGUCCAUGAUCACGAUGGUAUACCUCAUGGCCAACGUCGCCUACUUUACCCUCCUCUCACCGACUCAGAUUCUAACCUCCACAGCUGUUGCAGCGGACUACAGCGUCCAAGCCCUAGGAAUAUCAUGGUCUUGGCUGAUCUGGUUAUUCGUUGCCAUGUCUGCUUUGGGCAGUUUCAACAGCAGCAUAUUCAGAUCUUCCAGGGUGAAGUUUUCAUCGGCCCGAGAAGGUCAUCUUCCCGAGAUCCUGUCCAUGGUCUCCAUCUCGCGAAACACGCCCCUUCCUGCCAUUCUCUCCUGUGUUCUCCUGCUCGUCUACCUAAUCGAAGACGACAUCAUUGCUCUGGUCGAAUACCUCGGUUUCAUAGAUGUCGUGUUUGAAUCAGUUACCAUUGCUAUUGUGCCUUAUUACAGAUGGAAGUACCCCGAUAUCCCGCGACCCUACAAGGUUCCUCUAGUCAUUGCGUUCCUUUACAUGGCAGCGCUAGUAUUCAUCGCUGUCAUGGCCCUCUACGCUCAUCCCGUAAGGAACAGUAUCGCUCUUCUCACCGCUUUUAUUGCCAUCCCUGUCUAUUAUGCAAUGGUACAUCCAAAAUACAAGCUCAAGUGUAUCAGACCCAUUUCGGUAAAAACAACGCGAUUUCUACAGAAACUUUUCUACUGUGUGAGACAAGAGAAAAAGACGUUCUAAUUCUUCCAGAAAUUCCACCUUGAUUAUAUGGCUUGCUCUCCGUUGAAGUUUCGCGCCAAGAUGUUGAGACAUUAUUUAGUUGUAUGAUUUCACUACAUGAUAUCAUUCUCAAGAGUUUGAUAAAACACGCGUGUAAACCGCACCACUUGAUUCGUGCUUAAUUGUUUGUAUAAGGCCCGUGCUCUGAACAGCGGAAAAAGAAGAAGAAGAAG